UGAAAAUUCCAAAUAAAAGGGGAAAAAAGAAAAAAAAGGAAAGAAUAUGAAAAGUAAAACAGGACCCAGCUACGAAAUUUUCUACUCUCAUCAUUUCAGAAAAAAAAGAACAGAGAACGAAGCCCAGAUUCUCUUUCUUCUCCAUUCAUUCCAAAAAAGAAAGAAAGAAAAAAAAUGCUGACACCCAAGAAAUCCAUCCCCCAACUUCUCUUCUAUCUCAUUCUCACAUUCUUCUUCUCUCUAACUUCAACUCAGUCUACAUCCGAAACUCCCACACCAGCGUUCUUCUGUGGCAAAAUCAAAAUACAAAACCUUACCACACCUUCUCCUUUGAAUUCCAUUCUCCUUUGCAAAUCCCAAAACCUGUAUUUCAGAACCUCUCUAGGCCUCUUCCCAGUCUCCUCCAUAGACUACGGAGCCCAAACACUCACGAUCUCUCACCCAUCUUGCUCUCCUUCUCUUCACUUCAUCUCCCCUUCUCUUCUCUCAUCUGGUUUCCCUCCUCCUCCCAAACCCAAUUCCCUUCUCCUCUUCAACUGCUACAACAGUAGAGAAAAGCCCAUGUCUUCUUUUCUUCAGAACUGCAGCCAUUCCUAUAACUGUAGUGCUCAGGAACGAGAUCUUGAGAGGCCCUUUUCUUGCUUGCUUGUGGAUGACUCUGACAAUUUGGAAUUGGGUUUUCAUCCAAAGAAUCUCAACUGUUCUCAUUACAGGAGAGUGUACAGAUCUUCAUCUUCGUCUGCCAUUGAAGGAUUUGAGGGAGGGACAAGGGUCUCUUUUGGGAUUCCUGACCAUAUUCCAAGGGUCUGUGAUGAGUGCUCUAAGCCAGAUGGGAACUGUGGAAUUGGGCUGAGGUGCAUGUGCCACCCAAAAGAGUGUAGGUGCAUCAACGGUGCAAAUCAAUACAAAUGAUACAUUUCAAAUCUCUCUCUAUAUUGCCAGAGAACAGGGUUUUUUCUGGUGGGGUAUCCAGGGACCCUUUUGAUAACCUGAUGCUGAUCUCGUUCUUUACUCUUAUGGUGGUUUAUUUGAUGGGUUGGAUGUGAUAAAAUGGGACUGAAGUUGGUGAGAGUGAUGACUACUGUUUUCUUUCAAUUUUUGAUGCUAAAUUAAAAUAUAAUUUCAGAUGAGAGAUUACUGAAAAUUUUCUUAGCUGUACAA
Messenger RNA from Magnolia sinica, 1161 nucleotides. RefSeq lists its product as uncharacterized. The record is from RefSeq and is a predicted model, not a curated record. The transcript has 3 exons. The coding region runs from base 175 to 912 and encodes 245 amino acids. NCBI's taxonomy places the organism in Eukaryota, Viridiplantae, Streptophyta, Magnoliopsida, Magnoliales, Magnoliaceae.